GGUUCUGUCCUCUAUUUUAUUUUCUAUCUUCCGUUCCCCGAACAUGGAACUAGCACUAUUCUGAUAUUGCUUGCUCACCCACGCAGCAAUAUGCAAUCAACAUACACGCUUUCACGCUGUGCAGAUUAUAACAGUGCACGUGACAGCACUUGACCCAUUAUUUGGCAGAAUAGUGUGGAUUUUACCCGGCCCGACUACGCGCGCGCAGGUUUUCGUUCAGCGCGUACCUUUUUUUCUUUUCUUUGCAAAUUCCACCCAUCAAUAUUUGUGCUCUUUUCCACAAUGCCAGGGAGCGACGAAACACAGACGCCUAGCACCAACCGGUACUCUUUUCGCACGCGCACACCUGCGAAGCCUGAGCCCGUACCCUCACAGCAGACACCAGCGCGGAAGCGGUCUCGUCCGACAGGCGCGCCGGCCAAUGCUCGCAAGUCAGCGAAGCGGGCAGCAUCCAGCUGGGCGAGCUUGCGCAAGACCAAGCCGACGUCCAAGCGCGCAGCAGCAAAGAAAGCACCGGUCAAGAAAACUAAGAAGCGUGUGGCACCAAGAAAAACCGCAAAAGCGGUAAAAGAAGAAGAGAGUGCAUCAGAGGCCGAAAACGAAGGCGCAGCUGAUAUUCCCGAAGAAAAUGUACAGGCUGAUGCAGCACCUGCAGAGAAUGCAGAAGCUACGGUGGUGAGCGGGCCGUCUAAGCGCGGGCGGAAGCCGUCGACCAAGCGCGGCGAGGGAUCCGAUAUGACGCCAGCAAUGCGCAGUUGGCAGAUUCGGCGGCUGCCAAUAAACAUGACGAAGCACGAUCCGUUUGUAGCGGAGCACCUGAUCGGCGUAGGGCGGAUUCUGCAGACGAUUCCGGUUAGCGGCACACCGAACGAGGAGCUAUACGAGAUGAUCAAGAUGAGCGACUGUCUGAAGAUGUGCGGCUACGAGCUUGGCGUGGUUGAUUUGAAGUCGCAGCCGUUUGACGAGAUCUACCGUCUGUUGUCGUGGUCAGUGCAUGCGGGCGGGCCAAGCACGAUGCCGCGGCCGUCGCCGCCGAUUUCAGAUGGCGCCAAGACGAUUUUGCUGAAGGUUGUGGCGGCAAUUGGCAGACGGAUCCGUGAGGAAACAAAGGAUAUGGCAGCAUACCAUCGAAGGCAUGCGAACCGCAAGCUGAUGCUGGCGCAGAAGGGCGAGCUUCUGCCUCAGGAUGACAAGGGCAUCCACAGGAGGAAUCCGCUAAAGAUUCCAGCACCACUGGUUGAUAUUUGGAAGGUGCCUUACAAGAAGAACACGGAUGAAGCGAACAACGAGUAGUAGCCUUAUGCUUUUCAGACAUGGUGAUAAUUAUAUUGUGUUUACUAGAAAUACUCUGCUCGUGAC
Messenger RNA from Linderina pennispora, 1359 nucleotides. RefSeq lists its product as uncharacterized. The transcript has a single exon. Bases 283 to 1293 code for a protein of 336 amino acids. The record is from RefSeq and is a predicted model, not a curated record. Lineage: Eukaryota; Fungi; Kickxellomycota; Kickxellomycetes; Kickxellales; Kickxellaceae.